AUGCUGGGUUGUAAAUUUUUACUGAAGAUCAGCCGCGCUUUGAGUCAAGCGAAAGACAAUACUGCGCCGUUUGGAGGUAUUAAUAUCAUUUUUGCUGGGGAUUUUGCCCAACUAGGUCCAGUACGCGAACAACGUUUGUUUUCGUACAUCGAUACCCGCCGCGCGACCACAAUUCAUGGUCAAGAGAUAGUGUUUGGAAAACUGCUGUGGUUGACUGUGAAUACGGUGGUUUUACUGACAGAGGUAAUGCGACAAACCGGUAUUGAAAACAAACCUUUUGUAGAUUUAUUGUCGCGUCUUCGGACUGGUAGCUGUACACAAAGCGAUUACGAUCUUCUUAACACGAGGGUGCUUGGUAACGUGCAGCCGGAUUGGAGUGAUCCUCAAUGGGCAAGUACGCCAACUAUUGUUUCUAGCAAUCGGGUGAAAGAUUUAAUCAAUGAGCGCGCUACGGAAGCCUUCGCUAAACGUACCGGACAACCUUUAUAUUGGUAUCACUCCUCCGAU
Messenger RNA from Lentinula edodes (shiitake mushroom), 507 nucleotides. RefSeq lists its product as uncharacterized. The annotation marks the transcript as partial. The transcript has a single exon. Gene Ontology annotation, molecular function: DNA helicase activity. Gene Ontology annotation, biological process: telomere maintenance; DNA repair. Lineage: Eukaryota; Fungi; Basidiomycota; Agaricomycetes; Agaricales; Omphalotaceae. The record is from RefSeq and is a predicted model, not a curated record.